UUCCGCAAAAGCAUACCUUUAACGUAAUGAGUAAACUUUGGCUAUCUCAACUUAAAAUUAUAUCAGUGCUCAGAAGUUCGUCAACAUCAGAAAGGAGUUUGUUUUUUAUUUUAUUGACAGAAGCCUGUUAGGCGUAAUUCUUCAAGAUGCCUUCAGGUGGCGAUGAAGUAUUUUCAAAUCCUCUUGCACCGCCAGGGGAAACUGUUGUUGAUGAAAGACCACAGCGCCUUACAAAUGCAGAUUUUAGGAAGCUGUUGAUGACACCAAGAGCUCCUGCUGGAAGCCAGAAAGAGAAUGUGGCAACACAAGGAACUAAGACUUCGACCGCUGAGCCUGCAACCCAGCGCCGGGAGAAUAAAGAUGACGUUCGUGCUGCAGAGCGGAAGAAGAAGAAAAGCUAUUAUGCAAAGAUCAAAAAGGAGGAAGAAGAGAAAAUGGCAGAAUUGGCAGAAAAGUAUAGAGAUCGUGCUAAAGAGAGACGAGAGGGUAAAAAUCCUGACUACCAAGCAGAGGAUCCUUCACAAGCUGGAAUGGGGGGUUACCGAGCAGUUGCACCAGAUCUUAAAUCUGGAUUGGAUGCAGCAGAACGUCGUAAGCAGAUGAUCCAGGAAUCCAAAUUCUUGGGUGGUGACAUGGAACAUACUCAUUUGGUAAAAGGUCUUGAUUAUGCUCUCCUGCAGAAAGUUAGAUCUGAAAUUCAGAUUAAAGAGUCUGAAGUGCUUAUUGAAACAGAACGUCCGGGUGAAGGACCUCCAAAGGAAAAGAAAAUUGUUCAGGAGGAAGAGGAGCUGACAUUCAAGACUAAUGUGGGACGUAGAAUUUAUACUGCUAUAUGCAAUGCCCAACAGUCUGAAUUCAAUGACCUCUUUCUUCCCGGUCGUAUGGCUUAUGCUAUUGACCUUGAUGAUGAUGUAGCUGAAACAGACAUCCCAACUACAGUUAUUCGUUCAAAGGCUGAUCUUCAAGGGAUUGAAAAUAUGCAAGCUACCUUCACUACCAAUGAUAUAGUGAUUCAGAAACUGACACAGAUUUUGUCAUAUCUUCGUACUGGACGUGCAAAUAAAAAGCAAAAGAAAAAGGAUAAGGGAAAGAAUGAUCCUAGUGGAAGAACAGGUGCUGAUGACAGUAUAUAUGGUGAAAUUGGGGAAUAUGUGCCAUCAGUCGGUAAAGCAAGUGACAGAGAUAAAGAUCGAGAUAGAGACAGGGAAAGAGAACGUGGCAGAGACCGAGAUCAUGACAGGGAGCGCGAUCGCAGAGAUCGGGACAAGGAUAGAGGGGAUCGAGACAGAGAAAGAGAAAAGGAUCGCCGAGACAGAGACCGUGAUCGUGAUCGAGACAGGCAUGAUAGGGAGCGGGACCAUGACAGGGAACGAAAGCCCCGUUCAUAUUUCAGCCGCUCUGCACAUGAAGAAGUGAAGAAUGACAUGCGAGCAGCAGAGGAGAGAUUACAAGCACAAUGGCCAAUAGUUGCUGAUGCAAAAGCAGAUAAGUCAGUGACUCAGCAACAACCACCACAAAACAUACCACAGCAACCACCCCAGCAACAGCAAAUGCCACCACAACAGACAGGACCCCAGCCACCUUUAGGAGCUUCACAGCAGCAGGGAAAACAAGUCAACAGUUUGUUAGUUGGUGAUGAUUAUUACACUGAGUGUUACCCUGGCAUGGCUGAGAUGCAAGAUGCCAUUGAUGACUCAGAUGAUGAAGCAGACUAUACCAAGAUGGACAUGGGCAAUAAGAAGGGGCCAGUGGGUCGUUGGGACUUUGAUACUCAAGAAGAGUAUAGUGACUACAUGAAUCAGCGAGAGGCCAUGCCAAAAGCUGCUUUCCAGUAUGGUGUGAAAAUGGCUGAUGGUCGAAAGACGCGUCGCAUAGGUGGUAAUAAGGAGAAGGAUCGCAAUGCUGAACUGAACAGGGAGUGGCAACAAAUCCAACAGAUCCUAAAAAGGCGUAAAGAUAAUGAUGGAGUGGCCGGAGUUCCAGAGAAGGCAGCAAGAUAUGACUACUGAUUUAUUUUCAUAAUGGUAUUUGUCAUACUAAAUUGUGAGUAUAAGAGAAGUAGGUGUUUUGGAAUGAGAGUAAACUUAGAAUUAGUAGAUGAUGAUCAAAAUCAAAGUGGUUUGAUCUCUCUUUAAUGCAAUUGAUGCCUCCUAGUUUAAUGUAGUUGCCAACAUUCUUAAGGAAAGGAUUUAUAUGAAUUGAAAGAAAAUCUGAUUUUGUUUUAACUGCUACAUAAAACCAAUUGAUUCUAACAUUUAACAGGAAUUCUUGUGAGCAGACAGAGUGAUUUUUUGUACACUACUUUAAAAGCUUUUUGAAUUAGAAUAUAGUUUAAAGAGUUUUGUGUAGUAUUAUUUUAAAUUAUUUGUGUACAAGGUUUAUAAAGUAAAUUGAUAAAGUACUUUAUGUCUUGGGCUUUGAAUAAGAAAUAUUGUAACUCUUAAUAGGUAGCUAAAUGGAACUUACCUUCUCCAAGAUGUUACUUGGGCAGUCUUUUGCUGAUAAAAUCUACGAGUCAAGGAUUAUGUGAAAUCAUAAUUUUCUUAUUUACCAAAUUAUUUGCCUGUUUAUCGUGAAAUAUAUAAUUUACAUAAUGUUGUUUUAUUAGGACAUUUAUUUGAUAAUUGAUUGUGUUCAUUUUUAUAAACUUGUGUUAUUAGCUCAAGUUAAUUCAAUCUAUAUGAAGAUUUUGUGUAUUUAAAUAUUUUCAGAAUGUAUAGUUAAUGCUGAAUAUAAGGUGAAUACUG
Macrobrachium nipponense is the source of this 2747-nucleotide messenger RNA. It is a transcript of the gene beag, whose product is annotated as protein Red-like. The transcript is spliced from 12 exons. Lineage: Eukaryota; Metazoa; Arthropoda; Malacostraca; Decapoda; Palaemonidae. Gene Ontology annotation, cellular component: nucleus. Bases 147 to 2009 code for a protein of 620 amino acids. The record is from RefSeq and is a predicted model, not a curated record. Gene Ontology annotation, biological process: mRNA splicing, via spliceosome.